This is a messenger RNA of Saccharomyces mikatae IFO 1815, 621 nucleotides long. RefSeq lists its product as uncharacterized. Bases 1 to 621 code for a protein of 206 amino acids. NCBI's taxonomy places the organism in Eukaryota, Fungi, Ascomycota, Saccharomycetes, Saccharomycetales, Saccharomycetaceae. The record is from RefSeq and is a predicted model, not a curated record. The transcript has a single exon.
AUGAGUUUUCUAAGCAUUUUCACUUUCUUUGGUGUCCUUAUUUCCGUUGCAGCAGCCGUUAGGUUUGAUCUGACUAACGUCACUUGUAAUGACCUACAUGGUCCCCACUGUGGCACCUACGUUAUGAAAGUCGUUGGUCAAAACGGAACAUUUUUAGGUCAAUCCACGUUUGUUGGUGCUGACACUUUGACUGACAGUGUUGGUGAUGCUUGGGCAAGAUAUUUGGACCAGGAACCAAGAUUCUUAUCAAAGUUGACUACCAUUGGUACCAACGAGACAAAAAACUUCUCUCCACUUAUCUUCACAACGAACAAAAAGACUUGUAAUCCCCAAUCCAUUGGCGAUGCUAUGGUUCCUUUUGCCAAUACUGUUAACGGUGAAAUUGAGUACAACUCCUGGGCCUAUACAGCUCCGAAUAGUUCUUUCGUAACUGGCUUAGCAAACCAGUUGUUCAAUGCUACCGAUUAUGGCGUUCAAGUUGCAUCAUGCUACCCAAAUUUUGCGUCAGUCAUUUUGAGCACACCAACUGUCAACAUCUUUGGUAAAGAUGAUACUUUGCCAGAUUAUUGUACUGCCAUUCAGCUAAAGGCCGCUUGUCCACCAGAAGCCGGUUUUGUCUAA